Triplophysa rosa is the source of this 1008-nucleotide messenger RNA. Its product is annotated as olfactory receptor 52K2-like. Lineage: Eukaryota; Metazoa; Chordata; Actinopteri; Cypriniformes; Nemacheilidae. Gene Ontology annotation, cellular component: membrane. Gene Ontology annotation, biological process: G protein-coupled receptor signaling pathway. Gene Ontology annotation, molecular function: olfactory receptor activity; G protein-coupled receptor activity. The transcript has a single exon. The record is from RefSeq and is a predicted model, not a curated record. The coding region runs from base 1 to 1008 and encodes 335 amino acids.
AUGCUUCUACCAAGUGUAAAUAUCACUCUGAUUUUGACUGGUUAUGGACCUCCUGGUGCACUAAAUUAUGGAGUUUUUGUGCUUUGUCUUGUCGUCUACAUCACAACAGUUUGUGCAAAUGUGACAUUGAUGCUAGUGAUCUAUAUAGACACAACUCUCCAUAAACCCAUGUACAUAUUUUUAUUCAACCUGGCUAUUAAUGGACUGAUCGGAUCAUCCGCUGUAAUUCCUAAAAUAAUGUCGAAUCUUCUUGCCGAUAUGAAAUAUUUACUAUAUUUGGACUGCAUCUUGCAAGUAUUUUCAGUUAAUAUUUAUGGAACGUGUGCUUAUGCUAUAUUGACCCUUAUGGCAUAUGACAGAUAUGUUUCAAUUUGUAAGCCUUUACAAUAUCAUAACAUCAUGACACCAGGUAAAAUUAAACAGCUGCUUUUAAUGGCGUACUUUCUAGCGAUCGGCUCUCAAGCUGUACAGGUGUAUAUCACGUCAAGAUUGCCUAUGUGCAGGUAUACAAUUAACAAGUUGUUUUGUGACAAUUUGGCAGUUGUUAAUCUCGCCUGUGUUAAAAGUACACUAGGGGACAUCUAUGGCAUAUGUCUGGUAUUUGUUUUUGUUGUUUUACCUUUGAUCUGUGUCAUCUUAUCCUAUGUCAAAAUAUUGUGUGUGUCUUUGAAAGCAUCAGUAAGUGCCCAGACGAAAGCUUUACAAACAUGCACACCGCAUUUGAUUACUUUUAUCAACUUUUCAUCUGCCACACUAUUUUCUGUGAUAUAUAAUCGCUUUAAUUUCUAUCUUUCAAAAGAAGUCAAUGUGUUUAUGUCAGUUCAUUUUAUCCUCAUCCCUCCACUUCUACACCCACUUAUUUAUGGGAUAAGAACAAAAGAGAUCAGUAAUAGUCUCACGAAAUUUUUGCACAAGAAAAUAUUUGCUAUUGAUGUCAAGUUAAGGAAGGAACAUAAGGACUGUUGUAACAAUUCAGUGUUUAUUUGUGGUAAAAAAAUGUCUGUAUGA